GCCGGCUUUCCUUCCAUCCUUUCUUUCCCCACACUCUUCAUCUCUCUUCUCUUUUUCUCCAACGAGGCGCUUUUCUCCCCCUACAAGAAAAAACUCACAAGGCGGGGCUGGCCGCGGUGGGCCCGAGCUCGACACACCAUCUCGCGACUCUUACGCCUUUUUGCUAGUCUAUCUCAAUUUUUUUCCCUGCACACGCUUACCCAGUUGACAGAACGCCACACCAUGAUGGUAGUGGGCAUCGGCUAGCGUUGUACCGGCGGGGCGAACGGGCUUGCCCAUAACUCGUAGAAAAGCACGCCGGCUGCCCUCCUUGAGUCGUCCAAUUUCUCUGGUGUACUCAUUUGAACUCUUUUUGCUGAGGCUUGUGUGUCUCUGUGCUUAGUUUCAUUUUCCAGGUUGCGCUGCGAGAUAUACCCUGCCUGAAACUGCUUCCUAUUGCUGCUCAGCAGUUGAUUCACGAGAUCUGCUACCCCAGGAUUCAAAACAAUCACCCUCACACACACACAUUCACACACACAGACUCGCCCACCAUGGCUGGCGGCGUCAAGAAACCCGUCAACGUCUUCAAGCUCAAGAACCUCGACGAGCCAAAUGGCGUCUUCAACUGGCGCCUAUGGUUUGCCGUCGCUUCGUUUGGUCUGCUCGGUGCUGCUCGCGGCAUCGACGAGGGCCUCAUUGGCAGCGCCUUGAAAACAAAGGAUCUCCAGAACAGCAUCGGCUGGUCGCAUCUGUCGAAAGCGGACCAGGCCAACACCAAGGGUAACAUUGCUGCCAUGGUCCAGAUCGGCUCCGUCGGCGGCGCUCUGCUUGCUUUCCUUGUCUGCGAUCGAAUCGGUCGUAUCAACGCUACCCGCUUCCUCUGCGCCCUGUGGAUGGUUGGUACCGCCAUCUUCAUGCUCGGUGGGCACUUUAGCAACCUGGGCGCCAUCUACGCCGGCCGAUUCAUUGCUGGUCUUGGUGUCGGCCAGACCACCGUCGUCGGACCCGUCUACAUUUCAGAAAUUGCUCCCGCUUCCAUUCGUGGUCUCUGCACAUGCGCCUUCACUGGUGCCGUGUACAUUGGCAUCGUCCUCGCCUACUUCACAAACUAUGGCGCUGGCCUCCACCUCAAUGACACCGCCAACCAGUGGCUUGUCCCUACUAGCUUGCACAUCAUGAUGUCGGGCAUCAUUCUCAUUCUUAUGUUUUUCCAGAUUGAAUCUCCUCGCUACUUCGUCAUGAAGGGCAAAUCUGCCGAAGCUCACAACGCCCUUGCCGCUCUUCGCUGCCAGAGUGCCGACUCCGACUACGUUGUUUCCGAGAUUGCUCAGAUCCAGGCUGCCUACGACCACGAGAUGGAAGCCACCCGUGGCAUUGGAUUCAUGGGCAAGGUCAAGGAGAUGUUCUUGGUUCCUAGCAACCUCUACCGUGUCUGGCUUGCUACCAUGGUCCAAAUCAUGGGUCAAUGGUCUGGUGCUGGUUCCAUCACCAUCUACGCUGCUGAUCUGUUUGAGCUCCUCGGUAUUACGGGACAAAACGAGGGGUUGCUCGUCACCGCCGUCUUUGGCAUCAUCAAGGCCAUCGCCUCCAUUGUUUGUGCGCUGUUCCUUGUCGACGUCAUUGGUCGCAAGCGCUCGCUGCUGCUCGGUAUUACCCUCCAGUCGCUGUCCAUGGUUUAUGUGGCGGCUUUCCUCACCUCGUUCCCCCAGCUUGGUGUGGUCCCUCAUUUCAAGGUCCCUGCGGACAAGCUUGGUGCAAGCCGUGGCGCUGUUGCCAUGAUCUAUCUUAGUGGCUGUGGCUGGGCGCUCGGUUGGAACUCUAUGCAGUAUCUCUUGACCGCUGAGCUGUUCCCGCUGCGCAUUCGUGCCCUCGCCACGUCCUUCUCCAUGACCCUGCAUUUUGCCAACCAGUACGGAAACUCGCGUGCUGUCCCCAACAUGCUGCUCCCCACCGCCAAUGGUGGUAUUUCCCCCAUGGGCACUUUCUGGUGCUUUGCCGCCGUCACCAUCCUCGGUGGUCUCUGGGUGUGGUUCUUCGUUCCUGAGACUGGUGGCCGUACUCUGGAAAGCAUGGAUCGCCUCUUUGAUCUGCCGUGGUACAAGAUUGGUCUUCACGGCAACAAGGAUGCCGAGCAACAGGACAUUGUGCACGACGAAAAGGCGCGCAUGGCCAACGAGACGCUGGGCCAACACGACCACGUCGAGAACAGACCGCAGGCCGUUUAAUACGCCCACUUCAUGGGUUGAGCCAUACACAUAUAGUAAUGCGUUUUUAAUGAAUCAAGUCAAAAUGAAUAUACACUGCAAACAGUACCAAAUUGUGGGUUUAAAGUGUAUUAAAUGGUGAAUGUAUUGUGCUAAAUUACUUAUCAAUUAUGACAUUAUCCAAACAGGAAAAAAAAGAAAUACGCUGGCAGGCUAAGCAUGUACAAGGGUGGGUUGGCGGGUUUAUAUACAGAAGAGAAAGGAAGGUAGGGAAUCCUAAGAUUGGUUUAGGAGGUGCACUUGAAACCAUGGGCAUCAUGGACAUUCUCGCAGUGGUAGUUUUGGGAUGGCUUGCCGUUCUGGCCGCGCUUAAUGUUGAAGUUUGUAAGGGUAACGUCGUUGCAGCCGCCAGCCGCCUUGCUGCACUGCAGAUGAGCAACCUGGUCGACGCGAUCGUUGGUCCAACCAAAGAUGUUAUUGCCCUUGACGUUCUGGAACUUGAACUUGGACGUCUGGCAGUCCUCGCCAAGGUGGCCCUCGUAGUUCUCGCACUGCCAGAUGAAGAAAGGAGACUCGCGGGUGCCUUCGAGGUUGAUGUUUUCCACUGUAAUGUUGCUGGCAACGCCAAUGCCGCCGCCGCCGCCGUUAGGGGGGUAGCCGCGAGAGACGCCGCCCCACGACUUGAGGUAGAUGGCGUGGGCAGUGUGGUGCAUGGUGAUGUUGUUGGCGUAAAAGUUGGAAAUGUACUCGUAUUUGCCGUCGUACUGGCCAACAGAGCCAAUAGCCAAGCCCUGGCCGCCCCAGAAUUCGGAAUCCAGCACGCGGAUGUUGGACGAGUUGCCCUUGAGGGCAAUAGAGUCGUCGCCCUGUGUGACCUUCCAGCGGCGGAAGGUGAUGUCGUCGGACCAGAUGGUGUCGCACCCGUCCGUGUUGAGCGUGUUCCACUUGGAGGCCGAGGUGUUGUUGACGUAGAUGUCGCGGAGCUCGACGUGCUGCGAGUAAGUAAUAGCCAUGGUCCAGAACUGGCUCUGCACGAAGCGGACGCCCGAGACGACUGAGUUGGUCAACUUGCGCCAGUUAAUCAUCAUGGGGCGACGGUGCAGGUUGCCCUGGUUCUUGGCCCAGUCGUACCAGACCUGGCCGUUGCCGUCGAGUGUGCCGACGCCGUGGCCGAAGAAUUGGACAUUGUUGCCGCCAAAGUACCAGGCUGUCGACUGGUUCUGGAAGCCAAUGGGCAUGGAGACAGACAGCCAGUAGGGGAUAUCGGUGCUCCAGAGGAAGCGGCCAAAGUGGUGAAUAAUGACAUCGUCCAGGGCCGUUGUGGUCAUGUUGGACUUGAUAUUGUAUGUAGGGCCCGGGAACACGACAAAGGAGUUGGAUCGGCAGUUUUCAUUGAGGGCGUCCAUGAUGGCAGGAGCAUCGUCGCCGCCUUUGGGGUCCGGGCGGACAAUGCAGACCUUGCGGCCAGCAGUCGAAGCUGCCUUUGCCCAGAAUGCAUCGUCGGUGGCACGAGUAGCGAGGUUAUGGUCGACAAAGGGCUCGUCACGGGGCAGCAGCCACGGGUAGGACGAGAUGUCCUGCUCCUGCUGGGCAUUGUAGAGCGGCGAGGUGACGGCGGCCGCCAGGGGUAGGGCGAGGGCGAGGGUCGACAACGAGCGCAUGAUGGUGAUGGUUUGUUGCUGGCUUGGUUCGGUGUGUGUGAAUUAUGGGAAUAAGAGCAACGAUUCCGGGUUAGACUCGUCUAUUAAAAUAGAAAAUGCGAGCAACGGGCCUGGCGCGAGUAUUUCCAGAGCGCGCGCGCGUUUGUUGCACAAUGUGGUCGCUGGUGGUGGUGUUCCUGAGACAAGUGUGCCGUCUACCGCAGGCUGAUACAAGGGGACAGGCGCCAAAAAGGGCAAUGUUAAAGUGGAUGGAGCCCUUGGUGCCGUGUACCCGACUGCUAUGAGCCAAGAGAACAAAGAGAAACGGGCUUGAGACAGGGGCGCGAAAACGGGUGAAUUGACGUGUUGUAUGGCGAAGAUGCUGAAGAGAAGAGAAAAAUGAGACUGCGACCGGACAGUUCUAAAUGUGUUUGAAUUUAUUUAUUUUUUUUCGCUAACCUCUCGUCGCCGAGGGGGCUCAAGCGGUCUAGACGCAGCAAACCAGGCUGUGCUUGGGCCCCUGCUCCAGAUGGUUGUAGGGGACCACAGGCAGCCCAUGAAUCGGGCCGGUGGGGGCCUGUAGUCCUGCACAGGUGAGUAGCCUGGUAGGUUACAGCGCGUUUCUAGAUGUCGUUGCAGCGCAUGACGGCGCGGAGAUUUAGCGGAUGCGACGCUGGCGUGGCGAAAGCCGGGGUGAAACGAACUUGGCGAAACAAUUCUCUAGAG
Messenger RNA from [Torrubiella] hemipterigena, 4549 nucleotides. NCBI's taxonomy places the organism in Eukaryota, Fungi, Ascomycota, Sordariomycetes, Hypocreales, Clavicipitaceae. The record is from the annotation of a GenBank genome assembly.